AGUCUACAGAUUGAAAUGAGCCCGUGUUUUCUAGGUUGAAACAGCUAGAGAUCGUCUGUUUUGUAGAUUUUCUCUAAUUUUGUAGAUUUUCUCUUGCAUAGAGAAAAUGUGUGGAGGAAGUGUAAUAUCACAAUUUAUACCCGGCAAAACGACCGGCCGGAAAACUACUGCUAGAGACUUAUGGAAAAGCUUUGACAAAUUUUCAGCGUACCAUCUUGAUAAAGUCUUUCCUCAACCACUUGAUGGUGCAGAUCUCCAUUGUCAGAGAAGAGAGCAGGAGAAAAGUGUGGUAAAGAAAGCAAAGGAGAAGAAGAGGAAGGCCUGUCCUUUGUACAGAGGGCUGAGGCAGCGUCCCUCUGGCAAAUGGGCUGCAGAGAUCAGAGACCCCAUCAAGGGAAUUAGGGUUUGGCUUGGAGCUUACAACUCACCCGGGGAGGCUGCAAUUGUCUAUGAUCGUGAAGCUCCAAAGAUCAGAGGGAAAAAGGCCAAGCUCAAUUUUCCUAGCAAUGGUAUUACCAAAGACAACUCUACGAACAUGCUGAAUGGCCCGUAUUGAAUCUCUGUCAAAUAAAAGCGAAUCUUUUAGUUGUUGCCCUGAGAAUAACAAGGAGGAACCUUUGGUGAUUCCGGUACUAGAUCAUGGUAAGGAAAGAGAGUGGCUUACCCCUGAAGUGCCUGAAGCAGCAGUUCAUGAGUAUAUGGAACAAUUGGAGAAAGUAUUGGAAUUGAAUCCUCAAGACGCCCAUGAGCUAUUUUGUGAAUCUGAAUCAUCAGCCUCUUUGGAUAGUAUUCUUGAAGAGGUAUAUGAACGCACAACUCAACUAGAGUCUCCUAAAUCAUUUCAAUGCACCGAGGGGUUAUUCGACUGGGAGGUGGGUUUGUAUGAGUCCCCAUGUUUGGAAAGAAAGAAGAAUGAAUUUCUUCAGGAGGCCUGUCUAAUAGAGCCGCCAUUCCUUAAGAGGGAGAAUCAAGCUGACGAGGGGUGGAUUGAAAAUGAGGAAAUCCCGUGGACCAAUGUUUAUUAAACUCAGGUUUUAUGUAUCCAUAUCUUAGUUCUGCAUUCAUCUUUGUUGAUAGUGAAUGGGUUCCCAUUCUUGUAUCGCUUUCUUUAUCUUCUAGAGCUUGUUAUUGUAUAGUUGAAGGGACCAAAAAUGGAUGGGUAUAUGUAUUUAUAACAAGUUUUAUUACAAUGCCCAAGGCCUUAGGUACUAGAGAGUGAAUGAUUUCCAAAUCUGCUAUCAUUUCCUUUAGUUUUUAGGGCUUCUUAUUGCCAAGUUGAACUGAUCAAUAAUGGAGGUAUGUAUAUAUAACAUGUUUUAUUACAA
Messenger RNA from Cryptomeria japonica (Japanese cedar), 1325 nucleotides. RefSeq names its product ethylene-responsive transcription factor RAP2-3. Lineage: Eukaryota; Viridiplantae; Streptophyta; Pinopsida; Cupressales; Cupressaceae. Gene Ontology annotation, biological process: regulation of DNA-templated transcription; ethylene-activated signaling pathway. The record is from RefSeq and is a predicted model, not a curated record. The transcript has a single exon. The coding region runs from base 107 to 556 and encodes 149 amino acids. Gene Ontology annotation, molecular function: DNA-binding transcription factor activity; DNA binding.